AUGGCAUUUCAAGGCUAUCGAGUAUUCCUAGGCCUUCUGGUCUUUCUUGGCUCAUUGAUUGAUAAUAGCAUUGCUGUUACACCAAGCCUAAUUAACAAUACUGCUUCCCUCAACCGGAGCAGUUUUCCGGCCGGAUUCAUUUUCGGGACUGCGUCUGCGUCUUACCAGUAUGAAGGUGCAGCAAAUGAAGAUGGCAAAGGGCCAAGUAUAUGGGAUUCUUACACCCAUAGAUAUCCAGGUAGGAUAAAGGACGGCAGUAAUGGAGAUGUAGCUGUCGAUCAAUAUCAUCGCUAUAAGGAAGAUGUCGGGAUUAUGAAGGAGAUGGGUUUAGAUGCAUACAGGUUCUCCAUCUCAUGGUCUCGAGUGUUGCCAAAAGGAAAGCUAAGCGGGGGUGUGAACAGUGAAGGAAUCAAAUAUUACAACAAUCUCAUCAAUGAGCUCCUGAAUAAAGGUUUACAACCCUUUGUGACACUUUUUCAUUGGGAUCUUCCCCAAGCCUUAGAAGAUGAGUAUGGAGGUUUCUUAAGUCCUCACAUUGUUGAUGACUAUCGAGAUUACGUUGAGCUUUGCUUCAAGGAAUUUGGGGACCGUGUAAAACAUUGGAUCACAUUAAAUGAGCCGUGGAGCUACAGUGUUGGUGGUUAUGCAAAUGGACAAUUAGCACCUGGUCGAUGUUCUAGUUGGCAAAAUCUGAACUGCACUGGUGGAGAUUCAGGCACAGAGCCAUAUUUGGCUACCCAUCACCAACUUCUUGCUCAUGCAGCCGCUGUUCAAGUGUACAAGCAAAAAUACCAGGCAUCACAAAAAGGUGUUAUAGGGAUUACCCUAGUGUGCCACUGGAUGGUGCCAUUCUCUGAUGCCAAGCACAACCGUGACGCCGCGCUACGUGCCAUUGAUUUCAUGUUUGGAUGGUUUAUGGAUCCCUUGAUAAAUGGUGACUAUCCCCAUAGCAUGAGGUCUUUGGCUGGAAACCGAUUGCCCAAGUUCAGCAAAGAGCAGUCCAAGUUGGUAAAAGGGUCAUUUGACUUCAUCGGAGUAAACUAUUAUACUGCCAAUUAUGCAGCCUACGCACCAAACCUUAAUUCUGGACAUGCAAGCUACCUGACAGAUUUUGCUAAUCUUACUACUGAGCGCAACGGGAUCCUCAUUGGUGCUCCGGCUGCUUCAACUUGGCUCUAUGUCUAUCCUCGAGGAUUUCUAGAUCUUUUGCUUUACACAAAGGAGAAGUAUCAUAAUCCACUAAUCUACAUUACUGAGAAUGGGAUUGAUGAGGUCAAUAAUGCCACCUUGUCGCUUGAGGAAGCCCUAGUGGACAACCAAAGAAUUGAGUAUUACUAUAGGCAUCUUUGGUAUCUUCGUAAGGCUAUCAAGGAUGGCGUAAACAUUAAAGGAUACUUUGCGUGGUCAUUGUUGGACAACUUCGAAUGGUAUUCAGGUUACACAGUUCGGUUUGGCAUCAACUUUGUGGACUAUAAGAACGGAUUGAAAAGGCACCCUAAGCUUUCUGCCCAUUGGUUCAAGAAUUUCCUCAAGAAGUAGACAUGAUGGAAAUUAAUGUUCAUAUAAUUAUCAACUAUAUAUCUAUAAAUAUUGGACAGUUUAGUUCCAAUCAAUAAACUGAAGAUAUAAUUUCUUCUCCAUCUUUAUGCUCUUUAAAUAAAUAAUGUGAUUAUUGUUUGUGUACAGACGCAAGUUAAAUAAUAAUCGUUUUAUACA
Corylus avellana is the source of this 1716-nucleotide messenger RNA. RefSeq names its product beta-glucosidase 12-like. NCBI's taxonomy places the organism in Eukaryota, Viridiplantae, Streptophyta, Magnoliopsida, Fagales, Betulaceae. Gene Ontology annotation, molecular function: beta-glucosidase activity. The record is from RefSeq and is a predicted model, not a curated record. Gene Ontology annotation, biological process: carbohydrate metabolic process.